AUGAAGUUCGCAAAGGAAUUGGAGGAAGAAGCUCUGGGAAAGAAGAAGAUCAAAGCCAUCUCGAAGGCCCUCAGGAACCUGCAGAAGACACCCGGCACUGAACCUCGCUCUGCCAAUAUCGACGCCUUCUCGGAGCAGCGUGCUCCCUUUACACACUAUGACUUCAACGUUCACCGGCCACCGAGCCAGUCCUUGGCCGAGAUAGAAGAGAUCGGGCCUGACGAAGACGAAGAUGAGGAGCCGGUCAACAGACCCCCAAUAUCUCAGCGCCAGAGUCAUACUUUGUUCGCGGCGUCUCCGCCUAUAUACAUUCCCGCGGCCCAAGAGGAGAAUGCAGGAACACUGCCAGAAAGUACGCCGCUUUACCCCUCUCAAUCGACGCGGCGAAUGAUAAGUUAUGGAUCCAUUGUAGGCACACCUCCAGAUGAGACACCGGGCAUGAUGGCCGCUCUUGAACUCCCAGAUCCCGCAUUGACCCCUAAGCGGACGCGCCCACCCACAGAGAACACAGCGAAAUCUGACGGCACAACUCCACGACUUCCCCCUCCCGCCCAGGUUCCAGCUUCGCCAGAUGCGUACCACGUUGGCCAGACACACCACCCUCCCCUCGCCAGGCACAGUUUUGCAGGAAGCUUAGCAAAGGCCAUGUUCAAGCCCCGACAGGGAGGCAAAACUCAAUCUCUCUCUGGACCGCCCGGCAGGAUGAACUCCCUCUCCGCGUCGCAAAGAUUCCGCAAGAUGUUCGCUCCCCGUGAUCUGACCGAGGCCUCAGUGAAUGAUAUGCAGCUGUCUGCGUAUCAAGAAGUCGACGAGAAACAGGCCGAUUUUUUCACGUUCUUGGACAAAGAACUCACCAAGAUCGAAGAUUUCUACAAGACCAAGGAAGACGAGGCGACCGAACGUCUCCAGAUGCUGAGGGCACAACUGCACGAAAUGAGGGAUCGAAGAAUAGCCGAAAUUUUGACGGCGAAACACUCCAAGGACGGCACGCAACCGCCACAUCUGGACGAUAUACGGAAACAAUCUGAUGGUCCUCUCAAGGAAAACGGAAAGCCCAACGGAAGCAGCAGCCACCGUCUCCCCAAGCCAAUAGUAGAUGUCAUGGGUCGACGGUCAACCAUCGGGAAGACCAGUCAAGCCAUGGCACAAAUGAGUUCCCCUCCCGGGCCCCAAGCACAAAAGAGAAUCAACGAAGCCAAGCAAGAUUACGUGCGCCGCGACCACGAUAGCGAAAUCAAGUACUCGGUCGCGAAGAAAAGGCUGAAGCUGGCGCUGCAGGAAUUCUACCGCGGACUGGAACUGCUCAAAUCGUAUGCCCUUCUGAACAAAACUGGUUUCCGCAAGAUCAACAAAAAGUACGACAAGGCGGUCCAAGCCAGACCUCCACUGCGAUAUAUGACGGAAAAAGUCAACAACGCCUACUUUGUCACGAGCGACGUCGUCGACAAUCACCUUAUUGCCAUCGAGGAUCUAUAUGCUCGGUACUUUGAGCGUGGUAACCACAAGGUCGCCGUGAAGAAACUGCGAUCCAAGGUUGGUACUGGAGAUCACUCGGCGGUGGCGUUCCGCAACGGCCUUUAUGUGGCGGCGGGCUGUUGUUUUGGAGUGGCCGGUCUUGUCGACGCUGCGUUUCGACUGAACGAUCCCAGAAUGACUGUGCAGACCAGCUACCUGCUGCAGCUAUACGGCGGAUACUUUCUCAUUGUAAUUCUAUUCUUGAUGUUCGUUCUGGACUGCAGAAUGUGGAACAAAAACCACAUCAACUACGUCUUCAUUUUCGAGUACGACACCCGACAUGUCCUGGACUGGCGACAAUUGGCGGAACUCCCUUGCUUUUUCCUCUUCCUCAAUGGUCUAUUUGUCUACCUCAACUUUCGGCAGAACUCGUACGAUUGGUUCUACAUCUAUUGGCCUUUGUUUCUCAUCGUCCUCACCGUCCUCAUCACAUUUCUGCCUUUUCCCAUUAUCUAUCACCACGCGAGGAAAUGGUGGGCCGUCUCCAACUUGAGGCUCGCCUGUGCACCAUUUUACCCGGUGGAGUUCCGAGACUUCUACCUGGGCGACAUGUACUGUUCGGAAACCUACGCCAUGGGGCAGAUUGAACUCUUCUUCUGCCUCUAUGUUAAUGAGUGGAACAACCCUCCACAAUGCAACUCCAGCCACUCACGCCUGCUGGGUUUCUUCACCACCCUUCCUGCGGUUUGGCGAGCACUACAAUGUCUGCGUCGAUAUUACGAUUCGCGGAACUGGUUCCCUCAUCUCGCCAACUGUCUCAAGUAUUGCGGCAACAUCGCCUAUUAUGCGACGCUGUCCAUCUACCGGAUCGACAUGAAUCACACGACUUGGGCCAUCUUUGUCACCUUUGGGCUAGUGAAUGGAGUAUAUUGCUCCUUGUGGGAUGUGUUUAUGGACUGGAGCUUGGGCGAUUUCUUCACCCACAAGUACCCGUUCCUCCGAGAGCGGCUUGCCUACAAACAAGUGUGGAUGUAUUAUUGUGCCAUCGUGGCGGAUGUCAUCCUUCGACAACAGUGGGUGUUAUACGCUAUCUUUACGACCGACAUUCAGCAUUCCGCAUUCAUGUCCUUCGGGGUCGGGGUGGCGGAGGCCCUCCGCAGAGGCAUGUGGUCUCUCUUCCGGGUCGAAAACGAACAUUGCAACAACGUUGGGAAAUUCCGUGCUUCUCGAGAUAUUCCUUUGCCCUACGACAUACCCGAUUCACGCAUGGUCUCCCCUGUUCAGAGACGCCAGACCCCCACCGCUCCACAGCCUACAGAGCCCGAAGAACAUGUUGCCACGGGCGUGGACCUCGAAAGCGUACCCUCGAGAGACGUGUCGCUUCGCCAACGACGCCCUCCCACCACGCCGCGGACACCCGCCAUGCGGGCCCUGCAACGCGUGGGGACUAUCAUUGGAACUGCCCACGCACAGGAUUUUGAGAGACGCAGGAGACCGUCUGAGGAUGAAGACGGGGGAGUGGAUGAUGAGGGAGAUGGAGGUCGCAGUAGCGACGAAGACGACGACGCCGAGGCAAGCGGAGGGGAUGAGGAGAUGGCGGAAUUGGAGAGACAGAGGGAGCAACAGACCACCGAACUUGCGGCAGCGAGUCGGUUGGUAGGGGACGGUCCAAGACGUGUCCGUUAG
This is a messenger RNA of Fonsecaea erecta, 3141 nucleotides long. RefSeq lists its product as hypothetical. Gene Ontology annotation, molecular function: inositol hexakisphosphate binding. The record is from RefSeq and is a predicted model, not a curated record. Bases 1 to 3141 code for a protein of 1046 amino acids. Gene Ontology annotation, biological process: phosphate ion transport; cellular response to phosphate starvation. Lineage: Eukaryota; Fungi; Ascomycota; Eurotiomycetes; Chaetothyriales; Herpotrichiellaceae. Gene Ontology annotation, cellular component: plasma membrane; Golgi apparatus; cytoplasm. The transcript has 3 exons.